AUGUCAUCGACUUUUUGUCGUGAAGUCGACUCUUUAUUAUCACUCUCUUCAGUCAACGGGCUAUUCCGUCAGCUGUGUGCCGCCCAUAUCUUCAGAACACUCAAGAUAGCUUUCUCGAGUGCUGGGCUGGACCGCUUGGUCCAAAUAUCUCAGUCUCGGGUCACCUCACACGUUCGAGCAAUUGUUUAUGAGAUUCCGGAACGAAUUCCCCCUAACAAUGAGAGCUAUGACUACUUCCAAACCCAUAUCUAUACCCCGGCUGAUGCUCGAGCGCGAGAACAGCGCAUCGUCCACGAGAACGCCCAAGACACUGAGGCUUUGAUGAUUGCUCUGCCUUGCUUCCCGAGGCUGGAAACGGUACAUUUGAGCUUUAUCGACGAUAUCAAAUCACCCUUCCGCUGGUUUGCUGGCCGUGUCUUUCUGGAUGGAGUGAGUUGCCUUAAAGACCACCUGGUGAAGAUGUCUGCAGCCAUGGUCGUGGCCAAGAUGGAAGGGGUGGUCGUCAAAACGUUUGAGAUAUCGGGGUUUCAUUCGCGCGUUAAUACCAGAGACUCUCUCGUGUUAUACCUGCUUGAGAAGGCUCUUAGUAACGUUGAAGAGCUGAGAGCGAUCAAUAGCCCCACGAUAUUGGAGCCAUUGAGCCAGAUUAUGCUUCCUUCGGUCCGGCGAUUUGAGCUAGGAUACGGCUGGCUAUCCUUGGAGACCAUAGACAGCUUUGUCCGGCAGCAUGCGAACUCGCUGCGUUUUCUCUACUUGAAGACACCUGGCUCCUGCACGAAAGAUUCAGUACGGACGGUAUCUAUUUUGUCUAUGGCAAACGCCCAGCAUAUCCUGAAGAAUAUGGCUGGGGUAUGGGACACAGACAUUCUUGAGGAGAUCACAAUCAACACUCGACCGGGAGGGGUUUGA
Molecule: messenger RNA, 909 nt
Organism: Aspergillus piperis CBS 112811
Lineage: Eukaryota; Fungi; Ascomycota; Eurotiomycetes; Eurotiales; Aspergillaceae
Exons: 3
Coding region: 1-909 (302 amino acids)
Source: RefSeq, a predicted model, not a curated record